UAUGAUAAAUCGUAUAUUAUUAUAAACAUGGAACAAAUUGGCAUUUUAGACUAGAUAUUUUAAUGCUUAGGCUCCUGCAACUUAAAGUGAAAAAUUGUUAUAAUUUACUGAUGCAUUGACUAAAUAAUAAUUGAGAGAUACUAAAUAAUAGGUGUCAUAAGGAAGAUCUUGGAAAGUAGAAGAGUUGAGAUUAAAAUCAACAGAAGAUUUAACAAAAUUAUGGUACAUUUUGAAAUUAAUGAUUGAAGGUAUGUAAUGUUGAAAGAAAAGAAUUUAUUAUUAUCAGAUGGCAUAUUUUUCAAAAAAGUAGUAGGUGUCAAAGGUAGAAUGGGAAAACUUGUACAACUUAAAAAAUCAAUGGCUAGAUUAAAAACAGUUGUUAAAGAGAGAGAAAUCAUUAGAUAAAAAUAUAGAAGAUAAUUAGAGGAUGAGUAUGUUAAAUAAAAAACAGAAUAAUAUUUAGCUUAAGUAUAUUAUUAAUAUAAUAUGAAAGCAAUAAGAAAUAAUUAAAUAAGAAAUUGAAGUACCAGAAAUAACUACAAAUCUUUUAAGAGCUAAAGUUAGAGAUCUUAAAUUAGGAAAAGAUGAUGUUUCAUAUAUUGAAGAAGCAUUAAAUAUUAAACAUAAGAAAGAAAAUUAUAAAUAGUAUCUAAAAGAGAAAUAUGAUUAUAAAAAUAAACCAAUUGUUAGAUUAGGAGAUAGUCUUCCAGAAGGAAAGACAGAAGUAAACAUUCUAUUAAUAAUAAUGAGGAUUAAGUUAUUAGAUAAUUUAAGUCUACUGUUUAAGAAUAAAUUUAAGCUGCUAAACCUAUACCUUAAGAUGAAAUCUUGAGAUCACAUGUUAAAAAUUGGUUUAUGUUGGGUCCAAAAUAAAAGAGAGUUAUUGUGAAUUUCUUAUAAGCAAGAAGAGCUAGAGAAUCUAAAUAAUUAUUUUUAAGAGAAUUAGAUUUAUUAGGAUAGAAGAUUAGAUAUGAUUUGCAAUAAUACCAAUAAUAAAAAUAAGCAUAAUAGUAAUGAU
Molecule: messenger RNA, 1018 nt
Organism: Paramecium pentaurelia
Lineage: Eukaryota; Ciliophora; Oligohymenophorea; Peniculida; Parameciidae
Source: the annotation of a GenBank genome assembly